Messenger RNA from Fonsecaea erecta, 1293 nucleotides. RefSeq lists its product as hypothetical. The transcript has 2 exons. Lineage: Eukaryota; Fungi; Ascomycota; Eurotiomycetes; Chaetothyriales; Herpotrichiellaceae. The coding region runs from base 1 to 1293 and encodes 430 amino acids. The record is from RefSeq and is a predicted model, not a curated record.
AUGUCUUCGGCCGUCCAGCAGGUUUUCUCAUGCGGCAUCUACCACGCCCUGCCCACGUUUCCCCCCGAUGUCAAAGACCUCACGGCCAUCGUGACCGGCGCGAACGGCAUCUCGGGAUACUACAUGCUGCGGGUGCUCUCGCAGGCGCCCGAGCGAUGGAAGCGCAUCAUCUGCCUGAGCCGGCGUCCACCCCUGGUCCCGGGCGGCCUGCCGAAAAACGCAGAGCACAUCGCGGUGGAUUUCCUGAAGAAGCCCGACGAGAUCGCGGCCGUGCUCAAAUCCCACCAUGUCGACCGCGUGGACCACGUCUUCUUCUUCUCGUACAUCCAAGUCGAGCCCAAGCCGGGCCAGGGCCUCUGGAGCGACGCUGAGGAGAUGGCCCGCGUCAACACGCUGCUGCUGGAGAACUUCCUCGGUGCCCUUGUCCACGCUCAGCUCAAGCCGAAGCGCUUCAUGCUCCAGACGGGCGCGAAAAAUUACGGCGUCCACCUGGGCCCGACCAAGCUGCCGCAGGAAGAGUCCGACCCACGAGUCGAGCUGGAGCCCAAUUUUUACUAUCCCCAGGAAGAUGCCCUGUUCAAGUACUGCCGCGAACAAGGAGUCGGGUGGAACAUCCUGAUGCCGGGACCCAUUCUGGGUGCCGUCCCGGAUGCGGCCAUGAACGCUGCCUUCCCUCUGGCCGUCUAUGCCAGCGUCUGUCGCCACAUGAAUGCUCCGCUGGAGUUUCCAGCGGACACGGUGUCGUGGCAGGCGUAUUGCAGCAUGUCGAGUUCAAUGAUGAAUGCGUAUAUGGAGGAAUGGGCGGUCUUGACCCCAGCGGCGGAGAACCAAAAGUUCAAUGCUUGCGACAACAGUGCCUUCACGUGGGAGUCGGUCUGGCCCAGGAUUGCCGGCUGGUAUGGGAUCAAAUGGACCGGGCCCGACGAGAAGGCAGAGUACAUAGCGCGGGAAACACGUUUCAACCCCCGAGGAUAUGGUGGGAAAGGCGUGUCCCGGCGCAGAUUCACCUUUGCCGAGUGGGCAAAGAGGAAAGACGUGACACAAGCGUGGAAGGAAAUUGCAGAGCAAUAUCAGUUGCCCCAGAAGGAACUGAAGGAUGUGGAUCGCGUGUUCGGCUUUCUCGACGGUACCGUCUGUCGGGCAGCGCCCCUGGUAUUCUCGACAGACAAAGCUCGAAAACUGGGCUGGCACGGCUUCGUCGACUCGGCAGAAUCACUGUUGGAAGUAUUUGAAGACCUGGCCAAAUUAAAGAUGAUACCUCCUGUGCCCAAAGUAGAGGUCAAAUUCAAUUGA